Messenger RNA from Gorilla gorilla gorilla (western lowland gorilla), 4175 nucleotides. RefSeq names its product transmembrane protein 200B (gene TMEM200B). The coding region runs from base 1607 to 2530 and encodes 307 amino acids. The record is from RefSeq and is a predicted model, not a curated record. The transcript is spliced from 2 exons. Lineage: Eukaryota; Metazoa; Chordata; Mammalia; Primates; Hominidae.
UGGGGCCGUGCCGUGGAGACCCGGGCGGCUCUGGAGCCUCCGCGCGCGGACUGGGACCCGGACCCGCGCGGCGCUGCGGCGCCAGGUGAGCCGAGCUGGGGUCCAGGGGUCCGCACUCCACUUUUCCCAACUUUUCGUUUGGUCCCUCCCUCCCUCCCUCCCUCCCUCCCUCCCUCGGUCAGGGCCCCUGGGGGCGGGAGCGCGGGCCUCCCGUUCCCCCAGGCGGGAGUGUGGACGCGGGCGGUGGCGGGACCCUGGAGUCCUGGGGACUCGGCCCCAGCAUCUUCCGUCGGGCUGUGCGCUGUGUCCCCAAGUUUCCGCCUCCCUGGUGUCCCCAGCGUCGGCCCACUACCUCCACGGCUCGGGGUCUCUGAGCGUGUCCCCAUGUCCCCACUCUGCUUGUUUUCGCCUCCCUCGCGGCAGCGACGCGCGGGGGCUCCGUGUGACCUUGCUGGAGCCGGGGCUGGGAGCGCCAGUUCUGGCUUGAAGCGAUGAUCGCUUCUCCGGUUGCGGGCUGGGGAAAGGGCUGCAAACUCAGGGACAAGGAGGGGAUGGGCCUCGCUUCCUCCUGGACACUCCCGUGGCUGUCCUGAGAGGGGUCUAGGGCUGGGGCGCCGGAGCCCGGCGUCGGACCUGGCAGAGCCCCCGCCUAGUGCGGGGUCGGGCAGUCUCCCCGGCCUCCCUGGGCCGUAGUUGCAAUCUGUGAAACCAGGCUUUGGACGCGGGAGAGUGGCGGCUCCCUGCUAGGCCCGGGCCUUGAGCGCUCCAGUCGGAGGCAGGGAUGGGUGUCCUGCUUUGAGGUUUGGGGUGCAGAUGGGGCGUGGGUCGGGGAGCAAGGCUGCCUCCCCGAGGUUUCGGCUGCGGGCUCCAGCGCGGUGGUUCUUUAGGAAGCGGACGCGAGCAGUGAGGACGACCCUGGACAGCUAGGCCCUGAGCCUCCUCUCCUGCGGCCUGGGUCGCCUGGGCGGGGGCCGCGUCUUCUCCCUCGCCUUCCCUUUCGUGGGGGCCACACUGCACGGAGCUCGGCUACUCCUGCUGGGCCCGGGAUCCAGGCCACAGGACGCAGGCAGGGCGCGGCCAGCAAUCGGGAGGGCUUAAGCUGUGCGGCCCGGAUCCCGAGGCGCAGGGGCGGUGCUGCUCUGACCGGGCCACGGGCCACGGAGGCCUCGGGCGGAGGAGGAGGGAAAGGAGGCCAGGCGGCGGGAAAGGGGGAUGAUUCAUCCGGAGGAGCCCGAAUUGGAAACGUCGCAACCUGGGAACAGCCUUGCCCGGGCCGACGGGGGAGCCGGGAGGGCAUCCGUCCGGCGGGGCCCAGCGCCUGGCACCGGCACCCCCGCCUGCUGCCGUGGCCCCAGCACGACCGCUGGGGAAGGGAGAGGCCUCUCAUACGUGGACUUGAUGGAAAUCUUGGGCGAAGGCGGCGCCGCCUCUCUUCCUCUGCCUGGCUGGUCUUGAUCCGAGCGGUCUUCCCGGUGUCUAGCUCAAGUCGCUCCUGCUGCAGCUUCGCUGCGGGCGGAGGAGGUCUGGAAGGAGGGGGCGGGCAGGGAGAGGCUGGAGCCGGUGACGCCCCCUCCUCCCGCGCUGCGAGCGCCCAGACGACGGCGAGAUGACGGCCGGGAGCCCCGAAGAAUGCGGGGAGGUGCGGAGGAGCCCCGAGGGCCGCGUCUCUCGCUUGGGCCGCCGCCUGGGCCGCCGCCGGCGCCCGCGCUCCCCGCCCGAGCCUCUGCGGGUGCGGGCGCGGCUGCGGCUGCGCUCGCCGUCGGGGGCGUUCGCGGCGCUGGGGGCGCUCGUGGUACUGGUGGGUAUGGGCAUUGCAGUGGCCGGCUACUGGCCGCACCGGGCCGGGGCCCCAGGGUCCCGGGCCGCCAAUGCCAGCUCGCCCCAGAUGAGCGAGCUGCGACGCGAGGGUCGCGGCGGGGGCCGGGCUCACGGCCCGCACGAGCGGCUGCGGCUCCUCGGGCCGGUGAUCAUGGGCGUCGGCCUGUUCGUGUUCAUCUGCGCCAACACGCUGCUGUAUGAGAACCGAGACUUGGAGACGCGACGGCUCCGCCAGGGGGUGCUGCGGGCCCAGGCGCUCCGGCCCCCCGACGGCCCGGGCUGGGACUGCGCCCUCCUUCCCAGCCCCGGCCCUAGGACUCCCCGAGCCGUAGGCUGCGCAGAUCCAGAAAUCUGGGACCCGUCCCCGCGUCGGGGUACUUCACCCGUCCCGUCAGUGCGGAGUCUGCGUUCAGAGCCCGCUAAUCCUCGCUUGGGGUUACCUGCCGUGCUCAACAGCUACCCGCUGAAGGGCCCCGGGCUGCCCCCACCCUGGGGUCCACGGACGCAGACUGGCCAUGUGAUCAUCACCGUGCAGCCGUCUGGCUCCUGCAUUGAACAUUCCAAGUCUCUGGAUCUGGGCCUUGGGGAGCUCCUCCUUGGGGCCCCAGCAGCUCGGGACUGUGCUCACCGAAGCUGGCCACGGCUGGACCGCCUCAGUCUUGGGGGCUAUGCCAAAUUGGGAGGAGGAGGGGACUUGGGGGCCCGGGUCUGAAGAGAGGGGAGACAGCCUGCUCUGAGGCUGCAGCAUGGACCAUGCUAAUAGGACCAGAGGACCAGGAGUCCCAACGUCUAAUAGAUGUUUCAGUCACAUCCCAGGCUGGGGAUGGAUGCUCUGACCACAGCAGCUGUGAAGGGCAUCCUGACCUGCAUGUGGGCAGAGAAAUGCCAGCUGCACCAGGGCUCAGUGAGCUGGAGAGGGUGCGUUUCACUGUGGAGUGUGGAGGACUCGCCUCAGGAAUUUCUUCAGCCUCUGUAAGUGGCCUUAGCCCUAACGGGGCUGGAGGUCCAGGCCAGGGUGACUGGGAGAUGUACCCAGUGUCUUGGCAAACCCAAGAAAGUGGUGGGCAAGGGCCCCUAUGACUGGGAGGUAGGUUGGGAUGUUACAGGCUGAGGCAGGCUCCCUCCAAGGCGGCACUGGUGAUGGAGUGUGGGGCCUCUGGGAAGAGGGACCAUGGGAUGAGACUCUCCACUGCCAUCUGGGACGGGGACUGAGCCUUGAACUCCUACCACCUCAAUCCCUUUCUUCCCUCAGCCAUCUGGGGUAUAUCCCUCUAGAGCUACACUACUGCCAAUGCCUUCAUACUGAGUUCUGGGCCCCUCUGCAAAUAAGUCUGAGAAGCCCCUUCUCUCCUUCCUUUAUCGUGGCCUAUGCUGCAGAAUCUCAACUGCAGCUGGCAAAAGGCAUUGGCCAGCUCUCAGAAAUCCCUUUACUCAACGUUGAAGCUGCAUUUUGGUCAAUGUGGGUAACUUACUUUAGAAAAUGACUUGAGUUUAGGUCUCCCCCACCCAUAUUUAAUUCUUCCCAAGUCGCUGGUAGAAGAGAAAUUUAAAAGUGGAUCAAUCCUCACAGAGUCAGUUCUUUUUGUUGUUGUUUAUUGAAAAAAAUGCAAUACAAGAAGCAAGACCAAACAGAUAUCUAAACACUACAACCACUUCUACUACGAAAGGCCAAAACAGCAGACUUGAUUAUUGCCUGUGUAGUCUAAAGAUUCUGCCAAUCUGAUUCUGCUGCCCGAGUUCCUAUUUUUUCAAGAAAUGUAAACAACUACUUGAUAUGAUUCAUAAUUUUAAAAAAAUUUACAAAGCUCCUUCAUUUUUGUCACCAAAAUAAUACAUUUGAGAGAGAUUUGUAGAAACAAGCAGCCUGGGGCUGAGAUCCUGGGCAGAAAUUUCCCGUGAGCAUCAAAAGGCGUCAGUUAGGUCACAGCCCUGGCUCCAGUUCCCCAGGUUUGUUGUCUCCUCACCCCCAGCUGCCAAGCAUCCCCCCAGCACACACUGAUGGGCCCGGCGGUGGGGAUGGGUGAGGACGGGGAUGGUGGUGAGGACGGGGAUGGGUCACGGGGCCCUGACAGGUCCCGCAGUUAGGCUCCCUGAGCCCUCGGCUUAUAAAUACAGGUCUUGCUUCUCCUCACCCGCAGCUGCCAAGCAUCCCCCCAGCACACACUGAUGGGUCUGGCGGUGGGGGGGUGGAGUGAGGACGGGGAUGGGUCACGGGGCCCUGACAGGUCCCUCAGUUAGGCUCCCUGAGCCCUCGGCUUAUAAAUAUAGGUCUUGCUUUGUGGGUGGGUGCCAGAGUCCUCAUGUGGCUUGGAGGAAAUCUUUAUUUCUCAAAUUAAAAUAAAAUUGCAGCGAGAGUU